Cladocopium goreaui is the source of this 2022-nucleotide messenger RNA. Lineage: Eukaryota; Dinophyceae; Suessiales; Symbiodiniaceae. The record is from the annotation of a GenBank genome assembly.
AUGUGGGUGUCCAAUGAUGUCACUGGCCAUGCCACAAACAAUUUUUGGCGCUCCCUGGAAGGUGUGACCAUCACCGCUCCACGCACGAUGUGGGCUGUCUCACAGGCCAGUCCCUUACGGCGUUCCGUGAUUGGGGGCGAACUCUGGUUGUCGCAUGAUGUCGGCUACUCCUCUGGAGGCUUCAUCAGCGAUGUGAAGAUCGGCAAGAGCUUGGUCAUGGGCACGCAGCAGCAGUGGUUCGCGCGGCAGAUGACCAUGCCCCCCGGAGGACUGGAAUGUUGGCAAGGAUGGAACUACAUCUUCAUGGGCGUCGAAGGCAUAGAUGUGGAGAUGGGCUACAAGUGUAACAAGGGAACACUCAACAAGGUCUCCAUCAUGGACCGGACAGCGCGAUCCGCGGAGAAGCCCUACAUUGUGUGGGAGGGCUCCGAAUGGAUGAUCCACGUACCGAAGGUGGUGCAUCAGCCGGAGCCGGGCUAUAUCCAGGAUCGCGAAGGCCAGAUUGGCUGGAAGUUGAGCUUCAGAGAGGUCUUUGUGGCUGAUCCCCAGAUGAGUACCGAUACGAUCCUCCAGGGCAUGCGCUACAAGGCUGCUUUGCUUUUGACUCCGGGGGAGUCUCCACCUGCCGAGAUCUAUGCCCUGACUCGAUCUUUAGAGGUCACAAAGGAUCGCUUCGUGGUGCUGGGCAUUGGUUUUCCGACCUUAGUUUCUCCGGUGGGACAGUCGUGUUUGAAGGUGCGUUCAGGCUUGACUGAUGUGAGAAUUGCCAGCAUCAUAUUUGAUGCUAAUACCCCCGUUUCGCAUGGCUACGCGGAACCUCUCCUGCAGUGGGGCGAUGCCACAAACCUCUUCGUCCGCCGGCAGCUCGAGGUCAGUGGCGUAGCCUCGGACAUUGUCGCGCGGAUCGGGGCCUUCGCUUACCUCAACUGCGAACUCAAACGGGCAGAUCAUAUGCUGGAGUUCAAUGAUGAUAGUUUGAUCAUUGACAACGUUUGGGUUUGGCACGCGGAUCACGAUGAUUGCUCCAACUUCGUGAUGGCUAAAGGCGCAGACAUGAUGGAUCACCAUUUCAAAUCCGACCAGUGCCAAAGUCAGCAUGGUAUUGUGGUGAAUGGGAACAACAUUGUCGCCUAUGGCGUGGCGGUGGAGCACAUUGAUGGUGGCCAUAUGCUGCUGUGGAACGGUGAAGCGGGCCAGCUCUAUUUUUUCCAGGCUGAGCUCCCGUACCAUUCCGAUCUUACCCUUCAGCGGCGUUACGCAGCCUAUGCUGUGGAUCGGAACAUCUACAGCCACUUUGCUCUGGGUUUGGGUGUCUACAUCAUCGGUGGAAAGCCCGCUUACGCUGCCUACUUGCUUUCAGAAUAUUGCGACCUGCGCAAUGUGGUUACGGUUGCGAUCGAUGCUUCUGAUGACUCCUUUCAUCACCAGGUGUGUCAAGAGAGCAUGGAAGGUGAACAGACGUGCUACAAGCCUCAGAACUGCUCGUGGAGUAGAUGUUGGAGACCUUGGGUCCCUUACGUGGACGCCCAUGCCCUCAAGCUUCGCGGAGCCACAUGGCCUUUGAUUCCUCCCACGGAGAAGUUGCCCGAGCCCAAGAUCCUGAAGCGCCUGCGACCGGAGGACAGAUAUCAAGUGAGCAGUUGGCAAUAUGCUGAUUAUCAGUUGGGCAGGGGAAAGAAAGGUGUUACCAGGAGCUGGAUCGGUCAAUUGCCCUGGUUGGCUCUUGUCGCGCUGAUCGCAUCUUUCUUCGGUUACUUUCUGUGCACCGGUCGAACGCGACAGCCAAGCGAGGCUGAUCGGAUACUCAGAGGUUAUGGCGAUGCCCUCGAAGGAACCGAAGCCAUGGACGACUCCCGAGAUUUCGAGCGGCUCCAAAUGGUGACCUAAAACCGGAAAUCAGGUAGCCCCAUGCAGAUAAAUGCUUGGACUGCGACGUUCACCCGGGGAUGCUGGGCGAUCAAACACACAAUUCCUUCCAUCAUUGUCCAUGCUUGGGAUGAAUGUGUACGUCGAUAUGCUAUG